Molecule: messenger RNA, 10578 nt
Organism: Anoplopoma fimbria (sablefish)
Lineage: Eukaryota; Metazoa; Chordata; Actinopteri; Perciformes; Anoplopomatidae
Gene: xirp2a
Product: xin actin binding repeat containing 2a
Biological process (GO): actin cytoskeleton organization; actin filament organization
Cellular component (GO): focal adhesion; stress fiber
Molecular function (GO): actin filament binding
Source: RefSeq, a predicted model, not a curated record
GUCAAAAUGGCCGCCGUGAAAAGUGCCCGAAGCAGCACAUGGACUUUUACUUGGGAACCAGAAGGACCUUUUGGCUCUCCGACUCAGCGUGCCUGCACAACCCAGAGAGCCUCCACAGCAGCGGCUCCUGCAUCUCCAUCUCAAUUCCUCACCCUCUCAUAGCUCCCUCUGACUCUCCCUCGCUUCCUCACCCCCUUCCGAAUCACCUCUCACAAUAGACUUCCUCUCCGAGCACCAGCCUGAAGGGGAAAAGGCGGGGGGUGAGUUGGAAUAUACGGUUUCUCUACAACAAUGGAAAUUCAAUCAGGAAAUGGAGAGGAGGUGGCGAGAGCAGUGUCGGCGACCUCGAGCUUCGUUUCCCGCAGUGCCUCCGGGCCGCCAGAAGAUCCAGUGCUCAGAGAGGACCUGCAGGCUGCUAAGAGGAUUGAGAGGUUUGACAUCCCACUUAAUAACCUGAAGAGGAUGUUUGAGAAGCCUGCUGCGGCCAACACAGAAGUGAUAGCCAUCCACGCCUCCUCGUCCAGAAGAGUCCCGUCCGGCAGUCUCACACAAGCUGACCCAUCUACAGAUCCAACCAUGGCCGCUCUUUCUGCAGGCAGCGAAGGUAGAUCCACGCCUGGACGUCCAGAGGACAAGGCCCCGGGUGCCGAGGACCAGGAGGGAGAGCCGGUGUCGGUGAAGGAGCGACUGGCGAUGUAUCAGGCCGCUGUGUCCAAAAAGGAAACGGGCAGUUCCUCCUCUGCCGCGGUGAUGAAUGAGUCGGAGGCCUGCUCGCUGCCCGGCGGCCUGGCCAGCGUGAAGAAACAGUUCGAGAGCCAGGAGUUUGCCUCUUCGUCCUCGCAGUCCAGCGUCGCCCAGUUCCACUUCGAGCAGAGAUCGGUCCAGGAGACGUCUAGCUCCUCAGAGGUGACGGUGAGAAGCAGUGUCAGAGAGGUCGUCCCCACCACAACCCUCCUUCACAAUCAACAAGAGGUGAUCCAUGAUCAAAGAGUGCACCAGAACAAUGUGGCUGCCAGUUACGGGAACCAUUACAAUGAAACAGUUAUGCUCAUUGGAGGAGAGGACUUACCAAAGGUUUCCACUCAGUCUUUGAAGCAGCAGUAUGAAAAAACUAUUGUGGAAGCCGCACCAGCCAAGGAAAUUAAGGUUGAUGUGGAUUUCAACCAGUUUCAAUGGGCACCAGUGAAUCAGUCCUCCAAAGCUUCAACCAUGACAAGCUAUGACACCUCUUCCACCUUAAAGACUGCCACUCGCACUGCCUCAUCAGUAGCGUCUGCCUCGUCAUUGGCUUAUGAGAUGACGGAUAAUUUCCCUCCUCCGCCCUCAAACCUGUUACAGGAAACCCCUUACUCUGUCUCUCCCCAGCCUCAGGAGCUAGCCUCCCAACAUAAGCAGGCUGUUACUAAGGAGCAGUACUUUAAACACAAGAGUACAUCUGAACUAAAGCGCCUCUACAAGCACAUCAAUCCAGAAGUCCGCAAGAACCUGGAGGAGGACUUCUUGAAUGAGCUCACCGAAGCAGAAAAGAAGGACUUGGAAUGCGAUGAAAUGGUCGGAGAGGUCCAGCAGGCAUGCUAUAUGUUUGAAAAUGACGGCAAUGGCUCAAGUAAGUGUUCCAGCCCUGACAGAGAGUAUGUGGAAUGGGAUGAGAUCCUCAAAGGCGAAGUGCAGUCCAUGCGCUGGAUGUUCGAAAACAAGCCGCUAGAUGCGAUCAAAGACGACAACCCAGAUGAAGAAGAGGUGGGGUAUAUCGCCCAGCAGGAAAUCAUCGCCGGCAAAGAUGUCCGACAAACAGCUUGGAUGUUCGAGACUCGGCCCAUUGAUGCUCUGGGGACAGAGGCUACUGAUUCAACUGAGCAGUCACAGAAAUUGGCUGAUCUGGCGAGAGGGGAUGUCCGCACUGCCACGUGGCUUUUUGAGACGCAGCCACUCGAUUACCUGAAUAAGAUCUACCAAGAAGACGAGCAGGAGACGGACGUUGUCGUCACCAAAAGCAUCACCGGUGGUGAUGUGAAAACCGCCAGAUAUCUCUUUGAGACGCAGCAUCUGGAUUCCCUGGGUAAAACAGAAACAAUUGAGGAGAGCCACUUCCUGAACCUGAAGUCUGAGCUGGAGGAGACCAAAGGGGAUGUGAAGACAACCACUCGCAUGUUUGAGACCCAGCCCAUGUGUGUCAUCAGGGGGGAUUCGGGAGAGAUGCUGGAGAUCACCACCAUUCGCAGGGAGGAGACCGAGAAAGGAGACGUCAAGACUUCACGCUGGAUGUUUGAAACCCAGCCUCUGGAUAUCAUUAACAAAGACCCUGCGAUGGUGAAGCUGAUAUGUGGCAUAUCCAUGGAAGACAACAUCCAAGGCGGUGUGAACAAAGGUAGGUGGCUUUUUGAGACCAAGACUCUUGACACCAUUAAGGAUGAGGAAUGGGACAGUUCCAGGAAGCAAAAGGAAGACAUAAUCGGUGCUGAUGUGAGGAAGCACUGUCUGGUUUUCGAGACUCAGUCUAUGGAUACUCUGAAAGACAACGCCAAUGCUAGACCUUUAGCUUCAGAGGAGAUUGUAGGAGGAGAUGUUCAAUCAGCCAAACAUCUGUUUGAAACCGUACCCAUGGAAGAUCUGAAAGAACUGCUCGAAGUGGGAAAACUUAAGAAAAUGGUUGCAUCUGAAGAAGAAAAGGGCGACGUGAGGCAUCAAAAGUGGGUCUUUGAGAGCCAGCCACUGGAGAAUAUAAGGGAAGAGAAGAAGGAGAUUACAAGAACGGUGAACGUCGAAGCUCUUGACAAAAUAGAUGUGACAAAUUACAAAGAAAAGUUUGAAAGUAUGGAUUUAAGUAAGUGUGAAGGAACACAGAGAAUUCAAGUUGAAGGUGUCACAAGUGGAUCCGUCAGAUCCAACAGAGUUCUGUUUGAAUCCACCCCUAUGUAUGCUAUGCAAGACAGCUCCGGUCAUUACCACGAGGUUAGGACCGUGAGGCGUGAUGAGAUCGUGAAGGGAGACGUGCGCAGCUGCAGAUGGAUGUUUGAAACACGUCCUAUUGAUGAGUUUGAUGAAAGCAUCAAUAAGUUUCAGAUCAUAAAAGGGAUAUCCAAGCAGGAGGUCGAGUCAGGGGAUGUCAAAACAGCCAAGUGGUUGUUUGAAACUCAACCGCUAGAUGCCAUUAAAUCUUCCAGUCAUUUUGAGGAUGAAGAACAUAUAUCUAAGGAAGGUUUUGAAAUUGAGAAAGGGGACGUUAAGACCUGCAGGUGGCUAUUUGAGACUCAACCAAUGGACGCUCUGUAUGAAAAGGUUGAAAAGAGCGAGGCUGAUGUCGAGGAAGUUCAAAAGGGUGACGUCAAAACAUGCACCUGGCUCUUUGAGACCCAGACACUUGACAACAUUCGCGAUCAUACGGAGUCUGAGACCAUUCUGAAAACCUGCACUGUAAAGCAAGACGAUGUCCAAGGAAAAGACGUGCGACUGGCCCGCUUCCUUUUUGAAACUGAGAACCUUGAAAAUAUCACAGGUGAGGAUGUCGGUUCUUUCAGGAGGGUUACAGAAAUCGAUAUCCAUUCAGGUGAUGUUUCCAGGAUGAAGUGCGUCUUUGAGAAUCGCUCCUCUGACAUUAUGAGCUCCACCUCUGUGGAAACAAUGCAGAGGCUGAAGACGCAGCAGGCCGAGGACAUCCAGAAGGGAGACGUGAUGAACUGUACCUGGAUGUUUGAGCAUAAUCCAAUCGAUGCCAUCCGUGACGAUACUGAGGAGGCGAAGGAAAGUCGCACUGUGAUUGACGUUCAGGGCGGUGACGUUGAUAAGGGUCGCUUCAUUUUCGAGACCUACUCUCUGGAUAAAAUUAAAGAGGAGUCCACUGAGACUGACAUUUCUAAAAUCACUAGUAUCUUUAGAGAUGAAGUAGAGAGAGGGGAUGUGAAAAAUUACACCAUGAUGUUUGAAACUCAGCCGCUGUACGCAAUCCGUGACAAAGAGGGCCAUUAUCAUGAAGUGACUACAGUUACCAAGGAAGAAAUCAUUAGAGGAGACGUGGUGGGGGCUCGAUGGCAGUUUGAGACAAAGCCUCUGGAUUCAAUUAGAGAUUCCGAGGAGGUCUAUGUUAUCAAAGCUGUGACUGAGGAAGGCAUCAACAAAGGGGAUGUUAACAGUGCGAGGUGGAGGUUUGAAACUCAACCUCUGGAUGAAAUUACAGAGGAAAUAAAAGUCAGGUCGAAAACAGUUGCAGAUAUCCAAGGCGGAGAUGUGAAGACAAAUAAGCAUCGCUUUGAGACUGAUGAGAUGUCCCAAAGGUACAUCAGAACUGUAAGUGUGAGCGAAAUCCAGAAAGGCGAUGUCAGAUCUGCCACAUGGAUGUUUGAAAAGCGCACAAUUGACGAGAUCCACGGCGAAGGCGCAGAGUAUGAUGGCAUGGAGAGAGUGACAAAAGAGGAAGUAAUGAAAGGGGAUGUCAAACAGUCUGUGUGGCUCUUUGAGAAGCAGCCCCUUGACAGUAUCAAAGAGACUGACGGCACAGAGCUUGUUGUCACAAAGGAGGAAAUCCCACAGGCCGAUGUGAAAUCGACAACAUGGCUAUUUGAAACCACUCCGUUCCAUGAAUUCAACGAGAGCAGCACGAAAAAGACAGAAAUAUUUGGAAAAAGCAUCAAAGACACACUUGAGGAGCUGUACUGUCAGAAAAUGGUGGAAUCACAAGGUGUUCUUAUUGAGGCAGAUGAGAUUGGUGAUAUCCGCAUGGCUAAGUACAAACUAAUGAACCAGGAGGCUCCGCAAAUCCAAAGAGAAGAGAUUCUCAGAGGGGAUCUGAGCAACAUAAUGAUGAACCUCCUGGACCGCAGGGAGAUCACUGAAAGGGGGAUAACUAUUGACAGCGAGGAGCGGGGCAACAUCAACACCACAGUGAAGCAGCUAUUCAGCCAGGAAAGGGGAAUCAAUGUGGAGAAAGAGGAAAUUGUCCGCGGUGACAUUCAAGAGGCCGUAAACAAUCUGCUCAAGAGUGAGGGCUCCUCCAAGCGUGGCAUUCUGAUUCAAGAGGAUGAGAAGGGUGACGUGAGGAUGACUAUCUACUCCCUCUUGAAUAAAGGGGAGAGGGCUAGCAUGGAGAAAGAGGAUAUCAUUCAAGGGAACGUAAGCAGAACCCUUCAACGUCUUCUCUCCAACUCGGGAGGAGAAGACUCUAAAAAGAUCAGGGUUGGAGAAACGGAAAGGGGUAACGUCAGCUUUUACUCCACAUGCAUUGAGUCGGGAGCCUUGGAUUACCUGAAGCAGCUUCAGUACGAGCCUGGCGAAGCUCAGGAAGAAGUAAGAAAGGAGAAUAUCAUAGGUGUUGACAUUCAGGAGACCAAAAUCUUGCUGCGGAAGAAUCAGCAGCAGAUUGGCCGCACAGUGGCGGAAGACGAUAUAGUCCCUGGUGACGUACACAGCAAUGUGAAAGUCUUUAUGACGGAGCCAGCUGUAACCUACAGAAACCUGGAGAAAAAGGAUAUUGUUAAAGGGGACCUCAACGCGGCCCUGGAUUCACUGACCCAAGCCGUCAAUCAGAAAGUAGUAAUAGAGAAAGAGGAGGUGGUGAAGGGAGACAUACCCACUACUCUGAGGUCUCUGGAGGAGGCCCAGCAUCAAGCCAAAGAAAUGGAAAAGCCUGAAAUUGUCAGGGGAGAUAUCAGAGGUGCUCUCGAGUCCCUGGAGAAAUCUGCAACCACCAAUACAGAAGCUACAGUUGAAGAUCUGGUGCCAGGUGAUAUCAAAGGGACACUGAAGUCCCUGGAGGAGGCCAAGCAAGCUGUGAAAGAGGUCGAAAAAGAGGAGAUUCUUAAAGGGGAUAUCCACACGACCAUGCAAAGUCUACACGAAGCAACGAGUGAGAAAAAGGUUUACCAGCAUCAGGUGAGCGAACAAGGGGAUGUUAAAGGCACCAUUCAGCUCCUGCUUGAGCCAACGACCUCUUCCAGACUGCAGCGCAGGGGGAGCAUCGAAGGAGACGUGAAAACAUCUAUAAAAUGUCUCUAUGAAGGACAGGAGGCAACACAAAUGGAAAAGGAGGAAGUGGUUAAAGGGGACGUUCGAGGGGCAAUUAAGAAUCUAAUGCAUAAAAAACAAUAUUCGAAUCCAAAACGCAUGCAUCCUCCAAAGAAAGCAAAAGUGCCCGUGAAGAAUCCAUUAACUACAAAGCAAGCGGAGCAUGAAUGCUUACAUGAAUGCUUACAUGAAGCCAAGAGUGAGAGUGUAGCAGUCAAUCCAGCCCCCGCUGUUAAAAAGCUCUCUCAGAGCGGUGAGUCACAGAAGCACACACAGAGGCUCAACGAAAGCAAAUCAGUGAAAACUCAGGUAAUAACCCAAGAGGCUCACUCUGUUACUGUAGCCAAAACAGAUAAUACCACUGGGGCCUCUCAGCAGAAGAGCAUGAAAGAACAGAAGCAGCAAGUGCUGCCCCCACAGAAAAUACAAGCUCCUAAGCCUAUUACGAUAAAGAAUAAACAAAUGACUAAUAAUGAUCAAACAGAGACCAAAGCUGCUGACGUGAAUGUGAUGAAAGAGGUGCAAAACGUAUCACAGACCAACAUUUCAAACAAGCAAGUGUGCGAAACAAAAUCAAUCAAACAGAUGCAGACUACAGUGACGGAGAAAACUGUUGUUCGUAAGCAAACCGUGACGGAGCAAAUGUCUCAACAGCAAACGGAGAGUAAGGCGCUCACACAAAAGCAUAACAUGAAAAAUAUGAAGAGUGAACACCGUAACCUCGACAUGAGAGGGAAAGUUGUGAUCAAAAAGGCGAAGCCAGAGAUUCUUCCCCCUCCUCCCUCUUCACCACCUCCCCCCUCAGAGUCGGAGCUCUCCCUCCCACCGCCACCUUCGCCGGUGCUGGAGGGCCCAGCGUCCCCACCUUCUAUCAUGACGCAGGACAGCGACCUCCCACCUCCACCACCUCCGCCUCCCAUGGAGUGCAAGUCUGAGCCUGAAUUUUUCCCUCCUCCUCCGCCUCCUCCGCCUCCACCCUCUGUGGGCAGCCAAGAUUUUCUCCCACCGCCUCCGUCACAGCAAGAGCUUUAUGCAAUGCCUCCCGCCACAAAGCUGGGCAAGCCGAUCGGCAAGCCUUUAUUCAAAGUGCCCAAGCAACCAGAAACACAGAAGCAGCCUGUACAAGUUAAACCCAAAUGGCAGAAAAAGCAGCCAACUCCUCCUCCUCCUCCACCGCCACCACCACCACCUCAGCUCCCCCCCGCUCAAGCAGAAACGUGGUCAACAGAGCGUAAAGAAGAAGCUAAAGUUCAGGAAGUGAAAAAGGAAACUACCCAACAGAUUGAAACAAGCAAGCAGAUUCAGUCUGAAUUAACAGCAGUGUCACCAACAAGAAUACCAAGCAUCCCAGCUGUGAAACCAAUGCAAAGAGAGAGCCCAAAGCCACCUAAAAAAAGCUUUGUCCCUCCUAUUAAACUGCCUCCACCUCCCGAACCCGCUCCAGCCCCUAAGCCUAGACCUUUUGCCCGCAAAUUUAAAACCCCUCUCAUGCUUGCAGAGGAAAAGUACCGCCAGCAACUGGAGAAAGAAGAAAUGGAGAGGAGUAAUGUCACCACUCCCACUUCUCCACCAAUUAAUAUUCUCUCCUCUGCUGCCAGUCCUGAGCUUCAUGCAGCACAGAGCACAGAGACAAAAGAGGCCACGGAAGAGACAAAGGCAAAGAGCGAAGAAGCUAAAACUGUUUCCAAAGAAGUAAUAUUGCCUGCCAAGAAAAUCCCUUCCCAGAUCCCUUUGAGCAAACCCUUGAUCUCAGUUUUAAAUAAGAAAUCGGCAUCUGGGUCUUCACUGUCGGUGGAUAAAAAACAAGUUGCCAGCGAGCACUCAGAAAAAAUUGCCUCGACUGAUGUCGUUAACAAGAGUCAAACCGCAGCCAAGCAGCAGACCGUUUCUGUUUCUCAGGCCUCCAAUAUUGAAAACCAGUCAUGCUCGAAUGUGGUCACUACUUCAGUCACGGAGCAGCAGCAGUUUAUUAAGAAAUCCAGCACCAGGUCUAUCGCUGCCACACAUAGUGCUGUCCAGGAAAAUGUAAAUGUCCAAAGCCACACUGCGGUCACAUUGAAAGCUGAGGAUGUGAAGAAUAUCAAUGCGGCUCCGACACAGGAGGGGAAAAUGAGUCCCUCUCAACCCACUAAAAUUCCAAAGGUUACUCCCAGUUUCAAGGUGAAAACCUUUAAGAUGCCAACAGAGAAGAAAGAGGAGAAAAGUGAAACGCAUUUACAGCAAGAGAAAAGCUCUGUGUCACAGAAAAGUGAAACAAACGUGAUUCAGAAGAGCAACCAGCUUACGUCAGCAAGAACUGAGAUGAAAACAGAAAUGAAAGUAAAGGAGAAGAAAAGCCAUGUGACCCCACCCAUAAAGGAAGUUGAGGUGGAGGCUCACGUUAAAAAGGGAGAGCAGGUGCAAAAGAAUGAGACUGACGUAAAGCUGUCACCAUCCGUUACUGUUUUACUGCCUAAGGUGGCCAAGAUAACAUCUGCAGCAACUCAUCAAGGACAAGGCCGUGUAUCCAUCUCCCACAGUCAGCAGAGCAUAAAGGCAGAGCACAUCCAGCAACACGAGGAGGUGGUGGUGACUGAGAGUGUGGUACGGCAACGCUUUCAGAAACAAGAGGCCGUUCACAUGCAACAACAAAUAAAGGUACAAGCAGCGGAAGCGAGUAAAACACAGAUAAAGGCGGUGAAGUCAAAAGGCGAGCCUGAGGGUGUUUCUGUACCAGGGAUGGGCAAAAUAGCCCGUAAAGACGAGAUUCAUUCAGAAGAAAUCACAGUUUUGGAGAAAUGUAAUGCAAUGCAGAAGCUCCUCGCUCAAAUGAAAGAGCUCGAAGGCACACCGAGCAAAAUAGACUCCAACGCUGUCAGGAUGAUUAUAAGCGAACUCCCUGACUGGGCGAUGGGCUCGGAUGAGAAAAAGAAUUUAAGCGAAAUUGCUAAACGGCAAAGUAAGAAAAAGCUGAAAGAGAUGAUGGUCUAUGUGGGGAAUAUUUGUCAUGCAAAGCUCACAUUUUUGGAGGAGAGCUCGAAGGCUGUGGAGAAGCAGGGUCAUGAAAAAGAAGCACCGCCAACGCCUCCAAAACCAGACAAGAGUGUUUUGAAUGCAGCGACUGCAAAGAUAUCUAAGAUCAGCAUCGGCUCGUCCAAAAGUGAAAAGAAGCUGGUGGAAGAGAAGAUGUCACUUCAAGAGAGAAAAAUGCAUCAGGAGCUGAGGGACACGCCCAAUCAGAGGGUGUCCUCCCCUUUGGCCAGCAUCCGCACUCCGUCACCCACUUUUAUAAGUAUCGAGUCAAGGAGGAUAGACUCGCCGCUCGGAGUCACCCCUUCACCUCCACCUUACAAGGCAGUCGGUACACCUACGCCGCCUCCUCGCAAGUCAUACACGCCCACAUCGACCUUCAGCCGGGCCACGCCGUCCCCUACCAUGAGCCGCUCCGAGAAGCUGAUGAAACUGAGGGACACCACCUCCAAGCUUUCUCGCGGCAUGACCCCUCCGCCUCCCAUGCCGGCGGCGGAGUGUUUUGCAGCUGAGAGAGAGCAAUCGUCCCCAUUUAGCGACAGGGGGACUCCGAUAGAGAUACAGGAGCAAGGGUCGGCUGACAUGGCAGAAAUGGUGGACUCCAUGAUGACCGUGAGGGAUAAAAAGUCUUUCUUCGAGGAGGCGCAGAAGUUGGAGGUGAGCAGGAUGUACAUGCGGAAGGACCCCAUCGACAUCCCUGAACGUUUGGGGCCUGACGCCGAGGAAGGCGCCGAGGCCGUGACGAUAGACCUCAUGAAAGAGGAUCGCCCAAGAGUUGAUCUCUCUAAGCUGGUGAACAGAUUUGAAUCUCCACAACCAAAAGUCUUCGCAAGAAAAGAGCCUAUUGUCAUCACGGAGAGGCUGGGGAGUGAUACAGAGGAUGCGGAGGCUGACCCACCGAGAACCGAAGAAAUCCACUCGUUCAACGUAAAGGCGAUAAAGGAUGUGUUUGAGACCGGAGAGCACAGUUCUCAGGCAGCCCGGGAGCUCAGAGAACAAAUAGAAAGAAGAGAACCCGAGUCAGCCCACUCCGAGGCGGCGGGUCACUCGGAAACGACAGUGGUCACCGAGCAAUUCUGCAUCAUCGACGGCUCGACGAGCGAGGCGACCAGUGAGAUGCGUCCCGGGAGCUCCCUGACCCGCGGCAACCCUCCGUCCUACGCCGACGUGGUGAGAGGCGCGGUUCCAACGGUCGCCGUGCCCCCCGAGGCCUCCACCGAGGAGCUGCUGAGAAACUUCCAGCAGUCGUGGGCCGAGAGCCAAGGGGUUUUCCAGAACCUGGGUUUCAGUGUCACGGAGCAGAGGACCUCGCAGUUCGUAACGCACCAGCAGGCUACCGUCGUGACGGAAAAUUCGAGUUCCAGAGUCCGAACUGUGUCGGGUGUGUCGGAAGAGGGUUUACCCGAUGGAGUCGCUGAUCGCAGACAAACACAACUUCCAUAGAAGCUGCUUUCGCUGUGAGCACUGCAGUGGCAAACUAAGCCUUGGUAACUAUGCCUCUCUCCAUGGACGAAUGUACUGCAAGCCACACUACACGCAACUGUUCAAAUCCAAAGGAAAUUACGAUGAGGG